Paraglomus occultum is the source of this 3150-nucleotide messenger RNA. NCBI's taxonomy places the organism in Eukaryota, Fungi, Glomeromycota, Glomeromycetes, Paraglomerales, Paraglomeraceae. The record is from the annotation of a GenBank genome assembly.
AUGGCAGGAGAACUUCGUUUUGAUGGCCGUACUGUUGUGGUUACUGGUGCCGGUGGCGGUCUUGGCCGUGCAUAUGCCAUUGCCUUUGCCCAGCGGGGAGCUAAUGUAGUUGUCAAUGACCUCGGAGUCUCCCGUGCAGGCGAUGGUUCAUCGUCUGCAGCGGCUGACAAAGUUGUCGACGAAAUUAAAAGCUUUGGAGGAAAAGCUGUCGCUAAUUACAAUUCGGUUGAAGAUGGAGACAAGAUCGUCGAGACUGCCGUCAAGGCUUUUGGACGAAUCGAUAUCAUUAUAAACAAUGCAGGCAUUCUUCGAGACCGAUCAUUCGCCAGAAUGACUGAUCAGGAUUGGGAUUUGCUCAUGACGGUCCACGUACGUGGAUCAUACAAAGUCACAAAGGCCGCAUGGCCAUUCUUUAAAAAGCAGAAGUUUGGUAGAAUCAUAAACACUGCUUCGGCAGCUGGAAUCUAUGGCAACUAUGGGCAAGCCAAUUACAGUGCUGCAAAACUUGCCUUGGUUUCAUUUACGCGAACCUUGGCCAUCGAAGGAGCAAGCGCCAACAUUCAUUCAAACGUGAUUGCACCAAUCGCCGCAUCACGUAUGACCGAAACCGUCAUGCCACCCGACGUUCUCGAGGCAUUGAAACCCGAAUUCAUAUCACCUCUCGUACUUUACCUAUGUCACGAAUCCACUCAAGAAAACGGGUCGCUCUUUGAACUCGGUGCGGGAUUUGUGGCAAAACUGCGCUGGGAACGAUCGAAAGGCGCCAUAUUCAAGGCCGACGAAUCCUUCACACCGGGCGCUAUCGCGGCUAAAUGGGAACAAGUCACGAAUUUCGAGAAUCCAGACUAUCCCAACAAGACGACAGAUCUCAAUCUCAUCGAGUUGUAUGAACAGGCCAAGAACCUUGCGUCAAACCCGAAAGGUGAUGACUUGAAAUUUGAGGGGAAGGUGGUGGUGAUCACUGGCGCCGGUGGUGGGUUGGGUAGAGCGUACGCUUUGAUGUUUGGCAGGCUCGGAGCUUCGGUGGUGGUGAACGAUCUUGGCACGUUGACUAACAGUCAGGGAAAGUCUGUCAAGGCUGCUGAUGCGGUCGUAGAGGAAGUUAUUGCGGUUGGUGGCAAGGCGGUUGCUAAUUACGAUUCAGUCGAAGACGGUGACAAAGUUAUUGACACGGCGAUUAAGGCGUUCGGGCGCAUAGAUAUACUUAUAAACAACGCUGGCAUUCUGAGAGAUAAAUCGUUCAUAAAGAUGACUGAUCAAGAAUGGGAUCUGGUUCAGAGAAUACAUUUACGAGGAACGUACAAGGCAACCAAGGCCGCGUGGCCGUACUUUUUAAAACAAAAGUAUGGUCGCGUGGUUAAUACGACUUCGUCUGUUGGACUUUACGGUAACUUUGGGCAAGCUAAUUAUAGUACAGCGAAACUCGGUAUACUCGGCCUUAGCAACACACUCGCUCUCGAAGGUGCCAAGUACAACAUCCUGGUUAACACAAUUGCGCCCACCGCCGGUACGGCCAUGACCGCAACAAUUUGGCCACAAGAAUUAGUCGACACGUUCAAGCCCGAUUUCGUUGCUCCGUUUGUCGGGUUUCUUUCGCAUGAUAAUUGCCCAGUUUCCGGUAGAGUCUUUGAAGUAGGUGGCGCUUGGGCUGCUCAGGUCCGUUGGCAACGUGCUGGCGGUGUUGGUUUCCCUACUUCCAAACCGCUCAGGCCGGAAGAUAUCGCAGCCAAGUGGGACAAGAUUACCGAUUUCGAUGAUGGUCGUGCCACGCAUCCUACAACCACCCAAGAAGCACUGCAACAGUUCUUUGAAAACUUUGCCAAUACCAAGUCGUCCGACGAAGAGGUUUCGGCUUCUGGGGCUGGAAAGAUUAAUGUUGAAAAGGCCAAGGAGAUGAAAUUCCCACCAUUAGAGCAUACGUAUACGGCCAGGGAUGCUAUUAUCUAUGCCUUGGGUCUCGGUGCGACCAGAAACGAUUUGCAAUGGGUUUAUGAAAACAGUGAAAAUUUCUCGGUUAUACCGACAUAUGGUGUUGUUCCCGGUCUUGCUACCGUAUUCUCCAUGAAGUUGGAGGAUGCAGUAGGUGAAUUCAAUCCGAUGAUGCUUCUACAUGGAGAACAAUAUCUCGAAAUUAAGAGUACCAUACCCACUUCUGGCAAACUAAUUUCUACGCCUUACAUAGUUGACAUUCUUGACAAGGGCAAAGGUGCCUCGCUCGUAAUUGGUGUAACUACAACAGACGAUAAAGGCACAGAAAUCUUUAAAAACGAAAUCACGCUUUACAUUCGUGGCAUCGGAGGCUUUGGAGGAAAAAAGACGGGAACCGACCGGGGGGCAGCGACUGCUGCAAACGCUCCACCAAAACGAGCACCCGACGCAACAAUUCGAGAAAAGACUUUUGAAGGCCAGGCUGCCUUGUACCGUAUGAGCGGAGAUUUUAAUCCAUUGCACAUUGAUCCAAACAUGUCCGCCAUGGGAGGUUUCGAUGUUCCCAUCUUGCAUGGGCUGUGCUCGUUUGGUAUUUCGGGCAAGCAUAUUUUGACCACGUUCGCCAAUAACGAUUCUAGUAAAUUCGAGAACAUCAAGGCGAGAUUCUCGGCACCUGUCUACCCGGGAGAAACGUUGGAGACUCAAUGCUGGAAAGAGGGUAAUAAAAUCAUUUUCGAGACCAAGGUUGUUGAACGUGGCGUGACCUGUAUCAGUGGCGGAGCUGUCGAAUUAAAGGGAGAUGCCAGUUCUGCUGCUGGUGACAGUAAGCCCGCUGGUUCUAAUGCAGGUGUGGCUGUACCUGGGUUCAAGUCGUCGGCUAUAUUUGAGGCGCUUAAGGCGUCUAUUGAUUCGGCAAGUCCUGCUCAGAAGCAAGCUCAGGCUAAAAAAGUCAAGGGUAUAUUCCAAGUUGAAAUCAAAGGCGAUGGUGGCAAGUCUGCUACUUGGUACAUUGAUCUCAAAGAGAAUCCUGGCGUCGGGGUUGGGCCAAGUCCCAAAAAGCCAGACGCGUCCAUCACCAUUUCAGAUGCCGACUUUACAGAUCUAGCAACCGGCAAGGCCAAUUCACAAAAAUUAUUCAUGGCUGGUAAACUCAAGAUUCGCGGUAAUAUGAUGCUCGCCACUAAACUCGGUGAUGUUGUCGGUACCAAGUCCAAGAUGUGA